Molecule: messenger RNA, 775 nt
Organism: Venturia canescens
Lineage: Eukaryota; Metazoa; Arthropoda; Insecta; Hymenoptera; Ichneumonidae
Exons: 4
Coding region: 111-503 (130 amino acids)
Source: RefSeq, a predicted model, not a curated record
ACUCACCAUGGACUCGGAGCACGGACUUCAAAGGAGAGUUUCAGUCGUGGAAGAGACGCAGUCUCGCAAGGUUCCACAACGACUUUCGAUAUAUCCUCGCACCCAUCGCCAUGGGUUAUCAUCGAGCCAGUCUGCUCUUCGUACUCGUCGCUAUCGUCGCAGUGAUAAAUGCGGGUGACAUAAUGCGGAAGAGUAUUGUGUUCGACAAGAACACACCGAACGUGUUUUACUGCCCUCAGGACAAGCCAACGGGCUUUGAGAAAAUGAUCGUGAGGGCGACGCCGUUGAAGAAGCUCUGUCAGUUCGAGGGUGGACCAAUCCCGGAGGAUUACAAGAGCGAUUGUUACAACGACGUGGACGAGACUGAAUACGCGUGUAAAGAAAAGUACAGAAUCAUGAUGCGUCUUCAUCCUCCCGGCAGCGAUUCUCCGUUCAACGGGACUCGAUUGGUCAAGUUUGUGGGCAGCGAGAGGAAGGCUUUCGUAAAGCAGAAUCAAGUCUAAAUCGGAGGUCAAAGAAUGCGAAAAAAAACUGAAAAAAAGGAGAAAAAGAAACGGAGAAUAGUAAAAUUAUAUAACAACUUUGUAAAUAUAGAAUAACUGAAGCUUCGGUAGAGUUCCAUGCAAUUAAAACAUUAUCGAGAUAAAAAAAAAAACUAAAAAAUCCUUUCGUCGGUGUAAAUCUAAUUUGCAUUUUUAUUUGAUUACAUAUGCUGUAUAUCUGUACAAUAUAUGACAAAGCAAAGUAAUAUAUUAAUUCGAAAGUUCGAACAAUA